AGUAUUCUUCCCCUCUUACUCCUCUCACGGUGCAAAUUCGCAAUGGAAUUGAGCGUAAUAAACAGCUGGUGUCUCAUGGUCUAAUGGAUAAUUUGCAAUUAUGGAGAGUUUUCUAAAGGCUGAAACCUCGCGUCUGAGUUGCUCUUCAUCAGUGCUUCAGUGGAUGAUGGCUGGCCCUCGUCCUGUGCAGCUGAGUCUUCGUAACAUUCCCGUGGAUUGCUGAUUUUGACCCCAUAGCUACAAAAUAUCAUCAAAAUGCUGUACGUUUUCCAUGUGGAGACGGGCUCAAUGAUGACCUACGACAUGAACCUCGCUCUCGAGAGCGUUGCUCAUUUGAAGGGAGUUAUCGGGAGGAUGUGCAGCAUCCCUCCCGAUAAGCAGGUGCUUCUGGUCAGCGGAGGGGAGAGCCUGGACUCGAACAAUAGGGUGUGCCAGUAUUCAGCAGCGGGCACGGACACAAAUCCAAUUUUCCUGUUCAGUAAAUGCACCAUCGAGAGCACGACGCCUCUUACCCCAAGCGUCAACUAUGGGUCUGUAGACGUCGACAUGAACGAAGAGACGAAAUACGCUAUUGCCAUGCAGCCCUCGUAUGAUACCGUCUUGCAGAGAACCAAGCUGGCUAAGAAAUUCUUUGAAUUGGCCAAGGAGCAGACCAAAGUGUGCGAGCAGCUAGUACAUGAUCAACAUCUGCAACAACAAGGUUGGGCUGCAGUAGUAGCAAAUCUGGAAGACACCACCAAGGCAUUCGAGAUCAAGGCUGAGUUAUUUGAGCAGCAUUUCAAUCAGUUUCUCCAGAACCGUGAAGAACACUACAACCUUCUUCAAAACUUCCGAGGGGAUUUGGAAAUCCUCAGUCAGAUUCCGGUACUGCCCGCCCUUCUCUUAAACAAUGAGAACAUAGACAGCUCGCAAGCAGAAGCUACCACUCUCUUGGAGUGGAUUACGUCGACAGACAGACAAAGCAACAUGGACCAAGCAGUAGAUUCGUGCUUCUCAAGACUGGAACAAUUAAACGAGACCACCAUGCAAGCCUUAAAGAAAAAUAUUGAAACUGCAAUCGAAACAGCUUCAAACACAAGCAUGAAGGAAAUCAAAGGCUUGGAGGAGCGACUCUCUGGCCUAGAAAAUAUAAUGGUUUCUAACAAGAGGUAUGUGCAGGAGCAAGAGGAGCACUCAAUUGGUUUGAAUCAAAACCUGCAAAGAUUGAACAAACUGGGGGACGAGACGAUUUUGCCUGAUCUCUGUCAAACGCACAGCCGCCACCUAAGUGUGAUGCUGAAAAAUCAUCAGCAAAUGAGGGAUAUCUUGAAGCGGUGCACAAAAGCAAAGGAGGAGCUUUCACUUAACCUACUGCACCGGCUAAAGUGGGUGGUGUUUGUGCAAAACAACAUCAGCGACGUGUCGCACAAACUGCUUAUCUACCACGAGGGUUUAAAGGCCCUGAAAAACAGGCUGGACAUCUUCCAGCAAGUUCACCUUUCGCCUGACAUCUACCUGAAUGCAGUUGGCGAGGUCGUGAGGCGAAGAGCCUUUUCAAAAGCGUUUUUAAAAUGGGCACAUGACCUGUCUGCCCAGUCUGAUGACAUUUACAAGGAAGAGAUAAGCCGUCGUAAAGCCUUUCAUGAUCAAUUCGAAAACCAUUUUCUCCGCAACCUGUUUCCCGGCUUGAACGAUGAGCCACCGCCUUUUGCCGCGCAGCCGCCAAAUGUUUUCGACAAUUAUUUACCAGAACUUACCUGCGAAGACAUCAAGCUUUUGAAGCAGCAACUGCCAGAAAUGGCCUCGGCAAUUCCAGAGUACACCGAGUCUUCUUUCAAUUUCAUGUUUUCUCCCAAUCUGCUAAGAAGCACAGCUACAGAACAGAACGGUUUGACGCCAUCGCAAGACGCGGCCGACUCCUCAAUUGGCGCUCUGCUGCAGCCUACCAGCUCAGCCGGCCACGAUCUCAGUCCGCAGCCGAGCAUCGACGUGCCGUCGCUGCCAAAGGAGGAUCGCGGCUUCGAGUCUGAAACGGACACGGAGGAGUUUGAAAAGGUCGGCCAGAGCCCUGUUGACCCGAAUCUGCCGCUGGAGAACCCGCCGUGCCUAAUCCAGACGUCGGACAAGUCGUCUUCGCAGCAGAGCUCGACGCCCAGCGUGCAGCCCGAGAAGGAGGAAAAUCUUGGCAGCGUGAGCUCUCAAGAAAGCCUCACCAUGAGCACCAUGAAGAAAAUAACAAACCUGGCGAUGACUCAAGCCAAGCAGUGGAGGGAUGAACUGAAAACUCUAAGUUUGUGCAUGGCUGAGAAUUCAAAAGACAUGGGUAAGAGCCUCGAAGAUUGUAGGAGAGAGAUCCUGGAGAGGGUCAUUCUUCUUCAGCAACGGCACGAGGAGACAAUCGCUGAUUUGAAAAAGAUGCUGCAUGAACGAGAGCAAAAUCUGGCAAUGGCCAAGGAGGAACUCGACAGGGUGGAGACCAAAGAAGGCGUUCUCAUGGCCGAAUUGCAAGCUAAACAAACUCAGGCGUUGGAGGAAUUAAGUUCAAAAAUGAGGUGCGAAGCGGAAUUGGAGCUUGCUCGCCAGGUGACUGAACUGCAGGCCGAGGCGCAAACCAGGUUGGAGCAAACCCUGAACAACGCUGAAGCUGAGAGAAAGGCGGCUAUCAAGGAGGUAACAGACCGGCUCAACCGCGAGCACCGCCUGGAGCUGGAGGGUCUCAGGUCACGCUUCAAGAUGGUCCACGCUUCGCAGAUGGAGAGAAGCCCGUCGGACACAAGUCUGGAGAAAAUCGAGAGAGGCGAUCUGAUCGAGCUGGCUGCACACGAAGCGGCGCUGACAGCCCUGCGGCAGGAGAUGAGCCGCGAGCAGGAGCUGGCCGUGCAGGAGGGCGAGGCGCGCGAGCGGAAGCGGCUGCAGGCCGAGCUGGACCGAGAGCGUGCGCACCAGAUGCGCUCCGAGGCGGCAAAGCAGGUAUCCUUCAACGAGGCCCUGCGCAGGGUAGCCGCCGACAAGGACCGCCAGUUGGAAAACCUGCGCCAGGAGCGUGACCAACUGGCCCACGCGGUGGCCGGGCUCAAGGACGAGCUGGCGCGGGCCGAGCGCGAGAAGCGCGAGCUGCAAGAGAUGCUGCGGCGCACCCAGCUGCAACAGCACCGCCGCACUUCCAGGGUCAACAGGCACGUUAGCUCGGACAGCAUGUCCGCAUCCUCUGUCGCUGUUGUACCGGAGUCGAGUGUGCACGGUCGAGGGGAUAUUGGCCAGACAACCAGCCCCGAGACGUCGAGGCGAAGGCUGCAAGACGACUCCCGACUCCGGGAGCGACUGAGUCGAAGCACAAAUGCCAUGAUCCAGGAAGGCCUCUUGCGAGUUGGAUCGUGCAACACGGGUGACAUUGUGCUGGUGCUGUGGGACGAGGAGCUCAACAACUACAUCAUUCUGCAAGACAGCUCCACUCUGUACUUCCUUCAUUCUGAUUGCAUCGAACUUUUGGGCCUCAGCACCUCCUCCACAGACGUGGCGCCAAGGAAAAUGUACAGCAUUGCCCAGGUUGUCAAGAAGGAGUAUUGCUUCGCCAGAAAGGCGGAGAAUCGGUUUGGCGUGCCGAAGGAUACAAGGUUCUACCGCGUGAUGGUGCAGUCGUUGCAGCGCGGCGAGUUUUCGGCGGGCUCGUCGCACCACCAGCGGGGCAGCAGCCCGCGGCACGGAGGAGCCAGCGCCAUGAGCAGCAGUCAGCAGUUCAGCCGUGCCGAACUGGAGACGUCGCGCUUCGGGCCUGGCAACUCGAGUACUCUGUGAUCACAAUCAAUCAGGUUAGGUAGAGAGGACAAGACGCUUCGGCGGGACUUAAAAACGGACGGAACGAUCGCUCGGAAACAGAAAAUUAUGCGAUAGAUCUCUGAGACUUUUUAAAUCGAUAAUUUAAACCGCUUGGCGCUCUAUUUGUCUUGUUGCUGACGGUAUUUUUGCAAACUCUUAAAGUACGGCACAAAGAAGUUUCAUAAAAAAAAAUGUAAUCGCGCGCGUACGCCACUGCUUGACCACUUUUGCUACGCCAGGGAAAUGAUAAUUUCCUCUCGUAACAAUGCCUUAAUUGUUACUCAAUCGUUCGCCCCUACUUCUGCCAUACACAAAUAUCAGGUGAUAAUUGUUCCAUAACAUAUAUAAUUUGUAAAUUGAAAAUUGAUGAUAUCUUAGGUUUUAAUUUACACGACGAGUGAUAUUCUUUUUAGUUAGCAAUUUAACAUGGUUUUGUUGAAUUUACUGACUGCGAGUGUGGAUGUAUCUUUUUUAUGUGAGAGUAACGCUUCUUUUGUACAUUACUUAAGCUUAUUGUUAGUCGUAUUGUUAGAACUUAUCCAGUGCGUUUCGCGAUUGAGAGGUUUGCUUGAAUGUGACACGAGUUUUUCUUCCACUGCAGACAUAUUCAACGAGAAAAUGCACUAUCAAUGAUGUGAAAUCAUUAGCGAGAAAUUUUCUCCAAUUGAAAUAAAUUUUUUGUUAAUCAAGAGUA
Molecule: messenger RNA, 4489 nt
Organism: Cloeon dipterum
Lineage: Eukaryota; Metazoa; Arthropoda; Insecta; Ephemeroptera; Baetidae
Gene: Atg17
Product: autophagy-related 17
Exons: 20
Coding region: 256-3774 (1172 amino acids)
Biological process (GO): glycophagy; autophagy of peroxisome; positive regulation of protein phosphorylation
Cellular component (GO): phagophore assembly site membrane; Atg1/ULK1 kinase complex
Molecular function (GO): protein kinase binding; molecular adaptor activity
Source: RefSeq, a predicted model, not a curated record